Molecule: messenger RNA, 796 nt
Organism: Amaranthus tricolor (Joseph's coat)
Lineage: Eukaryota; Viridiplantae; Streptophyta; Magnoliopsida; Caryophyllales; Amaranthaceae
Exons: 3
Coding region: 161-574 (137 amino acids)
Source: RefSeq, a predicted model, not a curated record
GUCAUUUAAAACGAGUUGACGAGUUGGUCAAAAUCAAGAUAUGUGCAUGAUUGCAUCUGCCCGAUACAAAGAGAAAAUUGAUAGGAUCGAAGAGAAUAGAUAGACGUGCAUUUCACAAUUCACACCACCACCAAAGGGUACAAUAAAAGUGGAGGAGAUCAUGUCUGUGGAUAACGGUGCAUCAAGUCACCAGCUUUUUCAGCUUCUUUCCACUCUCCUAAACGAGGUGGAAGCAAUAUCCAACGAAGAAGAGGUCGAUUUACGUGCCAAAAUUGAAGCUCUUAAACUAGAAGUUACUAAAGUGCCUUCUCAGUCUCUACAGAAUACAGAUGAUGCUGAGAUGGAAUUGGCCAGUAGAUUGGAUAAAUUGUCAUCAAAGCUUGAUGAAGUGGAUGAGAUGAUUUCCUCAGCUAUAACUACUGAUCCUCAAGUCAGGUCUCUGUUGAGUAGUACUGCUGAUGUAUGGAUGCCUGUUAUAGCAGCUACUUCUGAUGAACGUCGCAGAUUUUCAUCUUCAGUAUAUGAUGGUGAGCGUGAGCCUGAGCCUGAGCCAAAAGAAAACAAAUCCACUUAAUCAUCUUUGGACAAUUAUUCUUUUCUGUAAUAUGUGUCUGAUUUUUACUUUUCUCUAUUUUGUAACUUUCUACUAAUUUGAUUUUUAUAAAGUCUUUAACUGUCGUUUUUGGCUGUUCUUUGAGGGAUUAAUCAAUAUUGAAAUUUUCAGCUGCUGUAUUGUAAUUGUAAAACAGUCAUGGAAUAUGAAUCAAUAUAUUGAAUUUUUUUUAUCUUAUUGUAA